Messenger RNA from Lucilia sericata (common green bottle fly), 1180 nucleotides. Its product is annotated as carbonic anhydrase 2-like. Lineage: Eukaryota; Metazoa; Arthropoda; Insecta; Diptera; Calliphoridae. The coding region runs from base 197 to 1078 and encodes 293 amino acids. Gene Ontology annotation, cellular component: cytoplasm. The transcript has 7 exons. Gene Ontology annotation, molecular function: carbonate dehydratase activity; zinc ion binding. The record is from RefSeq and is a predicted model, not a curated record.
GUACAUUUAAAAUUGUUAACGGAAGAUAAACGCAUUUACUCGGCUUAAGACGGUCGGUGUUGUGGUAGUUGUUACUCAUAAUUAAUAAAAUACAACAAAACCAAAACAUUCAACAAUAUCUGUGUAAAAAGAAUAAUUCCAAGUUGAAGCAUAAAUAAUUAAUUCUUAAGAAUUGUAAAAGAAGUUAAGAAUUGUCAUGAGUUUUCCGGUGAUCAAUAAUUUCUAUCAACAUUUGUUAUUUCUGCUGCCAUUAGCUUCUGAUCAUUUUACUUAUGAUGAACCAACAGAAUGGUAUAAUGAAUUUCCACAGUGUGGAGGUCAUAAGCAAUCACCAAUUGCUAUAACAACGCACAAGACUAUCGAUGUUAUAGCGCCACCAAUAUUAUUUGGUUUAUAUGACGCCCCCAUGUCACAACCCUUAAACAUACGCAACAAUGGUCACACAGUUGAAUUUAAAGUACCACCAACAGUAUUGGGUGACAAACCCUUUAUAACUGGAGGCAUAUUAGAUGACAUCUACGAAGUGGAACAGGUACAUUUUCAUUGGGGUUCAACACUACGCAAAGGAUCGGAGCAUGUUUUGAAUGGUCAUCAAUACGAUAUAGAAAUGCAUAUAGUGCACAAAAAUAAAAAAUAUGAUAACAUGAAGACGGCCAUUCAUUUUGAGGAUGGAGUGGCAGUAGUGGGAGUUUUAUUUAAGGUGGUAAAGACCGAUCAAGUUUAUUAUCCCGGCUUAAAUGUGGUUUAUGGUAUUUUGCCUAAUGUGCAGCAAUUUAAUUCUUCCUCCUCGGCUGAUGAAUUAAUAAGUUUGGGUUCUUUAUUGGGCAAUAUAAAUCGUGAAGAUUUCUACACCUAUCAGGGUUCAUUAACUACACCACCCUGUGCUGAAGCAGUGACCUGGAUAAUAUUCUCCGAUAUUUUACCUAUAUCUUAUAGAGAAUUACCCAAAUUCUGGAAUGUUUUAGAUGAGCAGGGUAAAAACUUUGUUAAUGUUAGACCCAUACAAAAUAAUGGUUUUCGCAAAAUCUAUCAUCGUAAGCCUUUAUUUAGAUUUAAAUAUUUUGGCUGGCAAAAGUAGUUAGUUUUUAACUAACGAAUUUAUAUUUAUAUUAAGUUAUUAAUACAACGAUUUAUUUUUUUAUAAGGUUUUUUUUAUAUGUUUUUCUAUAUAAAAGUAUUA